AUGGCCCAAUCAUUUUCAUUUCCUCCUCCUCCACCACCACCUCCAGUAGUCUCGCAGAACACCCACAACCCGCAGCAGUAUAGCAGAGGUGGAUAUCGAGGAGGAGGAAGCAACCAGUCACAUACCCAAAAUAGUCGUGGUCGAGGACAAUACCACAAUCGUGGUGGUCAACGAGGUGGCUAUGGCCGAGGGAAUGGACAGCACCAUUCUCGCGGCGGACACUCGCACGAGCCUCAAACAUAUCGCGGUCUAAAUUCUCAGUUUCAGCCUUCAAAGUUCGAUGCAGGCCAAAAGAGAAGUCACGCUACAGCCUUUCAAAACCCUCCCAAUCAAACACUACGCAACAGCCGUCCACUUGCGCCGCCAGCUGUCCCGAGCUUCGGCGUCGACUUCUCAGCACUAUUACCAAAGAAACCGGAAACGGAAAGCGUUCAAACGCCUGUGCAGCCCAGGAAGACGAACCUCCUCGGCUUGACACCUACAGCACGAAACGAAGGUUCAGAAGCAGAAGACGACGAAGACGAGGAAGCAAAGCUGGCCGCUCCUGCCUCCACAUUAAACGCUUUGCAGUUCGAGCAUAGAGGACAAACAUCCACCCUGAAAACACCAGAGGAAAUCGCGGCCUGGGUCGCAGAACGAAGGAAACGCUGGCCCACCGAAGCGAAGCGGGAAGUGGCGCAGAAAGAGGCUGAAGAAAGACUGAAGAAGCACGAACAAGACAAGGCGGCUCGACUAGAGGCAUCAAAAGCAGCCGCUAAAACACGACAAGAGGAGUGGCAGAAGAAGAAACUCGAAAAGGAGAAGAGCCAGCUUCGUCAGAAGAUGUUGAAGGAGCAGAUCCAUAAAGCUAAAGCGUAUGCUACUGAGAGUACGCCGCUGAAUGCAGCUCAGAUCAAGGCCGAAAGGCUCAGGAGGAAGGCUGAGAAGAUUGCGCAGCAGUUGAAAGUGGCUGAGGCUCAACUUGAGAAACAGGGUCCGACCAAGGACGCAGCAGACGAUGCCGACCUCGAAGCUCUACUUACUCAAGUUGAUAGAGCAGCCGCUGUUAGAAGUCAUGGAGACGACGCUGAUGUGGAUGCCAUAGAAAGCGCUAGCGAAGAUAGUGAUGUCUCUUCUAGGCAGGGCGACACCCUCAUGGCAGACGACACCUCUACAUCAGGAACCUCCGACCUUGACUCAGGCGAAAGUGACUCCGACGCGCCACCAGAGGAGCUCACCUCGAAACGCGCUGAUGCCCCUCCACCAGCUCGCAGAGCUUCACUCGAUGCCUCCACCGACACUCGUCCCCUCUGUACCAACUUGGCAAAAGCUGGACGUUGUAAAUUUGGUCGAAAGUGUCGCUUUCGGCAUCCGAAGCCUGACAAGAAAGCGGUUGCCGCUCAGCAGUCCGGAGCAGGGAACAGAAGGAAGGGGAUAUAUCAAGUAAUGGUCGAGAAGGAGCAGGAGGAGGAACAGAAACGUGUGUUGAGAGCUAUUAUUGCGCUUGGCGAUGCUGGCUUGCUGAAAGAUGAUGAGGCGUCCAAAGAGUAG
Lithohypha guttulata is the source of this 1530-nucleotide messenger RNA. RefSeq lists its product as uncharacterized. Gene Ontology annotation, molecular function: metal ion binding. The transcript has a single exon. NCBI's taxonomy places the organism in Eukaryota, Fungi, Ascomycota, Eurotiomycetes, Chaetothyriales, Trichomeriaceae. Gene Ontology annotation, biological process: box C/D snoRNP assembly. The record is from RefSeq and is a predicted model, not a curated record. Gene Ontology annotation, cellular component: nucleus. Bases 1 to 1530 code for a protein of 509 amino acids.